AGGGGAGAAGCGAGAAAAUCCAAGGUCGGAGGGGCAGAAAAGGCAGUUCGGAGGGGAAGAAAUGGGGUUCAAGAUAAAAUUCAAGAACCUACUGCGCGCCACGGGAAGCAGCCGAUACGGCGGCGCCGCCGCCGCCGCCGCCGAGGCUGCACCGACGACGCCACCACGGGUUCCGCUCGCACCACCGGCCGCGUCGCCCACCUCGCCGGCCCCGCUUCAGGCGCCACGACCCCCUCCGCGACCCGCCGGCAAGGACACGGAUGAAGGAGCGGACGAUGAGGAUUGGCAGGAGGUGGCGGAUGAUGAGGAUGAAGGACCGGACGAUGAGAAUUCGCAGGAGGUGGCAGAUGAUGAGCGCAAAAACUGGAAGCAACUUCUGGAUGGGAAGCGAACAUACCUCCGACCACCAAGGGGGCACCAUGUUCUCAGUGAUGUUUUCAAGUGUCCGGAUACUCGUAAAGCUGCAUUAGGACGCCAGAAACGACUCUCGCGUUUGGUUGAGAAACAUUCAAAGAAUUUCUUCAAGGAAAAGAUCAAGAUUCUCUGUCAGCAUUAUGCGCACUUCAGAAGAACUCGUGGAGAUGGCAACUGUUUCUACAGGGCAUUCUUAUUCUCCUACUUGGAAAACCUUGGAUUAAUGCAAGAUAGUCAAGCUGAAGUUACUCGUCUAAUAGAACAUGUGGCUAUGUCCAGAGAGAAUUUCUGUCGUCUGAAAUGGGAUAAAGCAUACUUCUUAAAUCCUGAAGAAUACUUUUCAAGUGUUGUUUCUGAGUUCAGUCAUUUGGUCAACUCAGUUGCAAAUGGUCUGAGUUCUAAUGAGCUGUACAAUAGAAGUAUACAAGAGUUCGUGCCACUCAGGAUUAUUUCUUUGCUAAGAUUGCUGGCAGAGACUGAGAUCCGAUCACGAGAAGACGAUUACAAAUCACUUCUCCCAAAAGAAAUGGAUGCCCUUACGUAUUGCUGCAAGGAGCUGCGUCCUCUGGAUGUUGAAGCCGAGGUGCUACCAAUGAGGGCUCUAACAUAUGCACUUGGCAUUCCGUUGCGUGUCGAAACUGUGGACGAUGGUUUGAAUCGUGGAAUUCAAGUGAAGCGCCUUGAUUUAUUCCCCCGAUCAGUAUCGGGGAAGGGCCCUCUUCAUUUGGUUGAAAGCUACUGGUCAUCCAUCACAACCCCUGAACCACAGGAGAUUGGAAGUGGCAACUUGUUAUCAUCUGACGACACACCUUUGCUGACAUUGAUGUGUAGGCCUAGGCACUGUGAUAUUCUUUAUCGCAGUGAACAAAACUAAGUGUAGAAAUAUCACUUCCUGUAGCCUACCUCGCAAGAAAAAUCCUGAAUGAUGGUGUAGAAAUCUAGUGAUACUAUGGGCUUUCUUUUAUUGGCAUCUGCUCUCACAGUACUUGUGAUUAAUCUUUGAGCAAAAGCCAAAAGCUGCUUCAUUGGUCUGCAUAUGUCCGGGGUGUAGCUUUAAAUAGGCACAAAAAACGAGGGAAUAUACUUUCUUGCACUGGGAAUACAUGGUGUGUUUUUCUUGAUGUUGUCCCCAACUGCU
Molecule: messenger RNA, 1552 nt
Organism: Triticum urartu
Lineage: Eukaryota; Viridiplantae; Streptophyta; Magnoliopsida; Poales; Poaceae
Product: OVARIAN TUMOR DOMAIN-containing deubiquitinating enzyme 1-like
Biological process (GO): protein K48-linked deubiquitination
Cellular component (GO): nucleus
Molecular function (GO): ubiquitin binding; cysteine-type deubiquitinase activity
Source: RefSeq, a predicted model, not a curated record